Botrytis sinoallii is the source of this 813-nucleotide messenger RNA. RefSeq lists its product as uncharacterized. The record is from RefSeq and is a predicted model, not a curated record. Lineage: Eukaryota; Fungi; Ascomycota; Leotiomycetes; Helotiales; Sclerotiniaceae. Gene Ontology annotation, molecular function: DNA-binding transcription factor activity, RNA polymerase II-specific; zinc ion binding. Gene Ontology annotation, biological process: regulation of DNA-templated transcription. The coding region runs from base 1 to 813 and encodes 270 amino acids. The transcript is spliced from 2 exons.
AUGUCACUGCCCGUAGCUAGGUUAGCAUGUGAGCCCUGUCGCCAGAGAAAAUGUAAGGCAAGUGUACUCCUAAUUCAAGCCUGUUUCGUUCGCUCACACGUAUCCCCGUCAUGCUCCAAAUGCCAGGGAGCCCCACAACAAUGCUAUUACUCCGAAGCGAGUAAAAGGUACCAAAGUGCAUAUCCUGUACAUGUCAAGUUAUGGCUUACCAAGUUACUAUUCAGAGGUUUACCCCCCGGCUACCUUGCGGGAAUUGAACUCCGCCUAGUUGAGACUGAGAUCGCUCUACACAGAGCACUAUCGAGACUGUACAACCAUUCUGAUGCCAAAUUCCAAGAAAGUCGAGAAUUUCCGCAAGUCUCCAAGGGUGAACUGAUGGAGCAGUGGCAAGAAUUACCUCUAGGGUCAGACAUUGAUCUGGAAACAUGGUGGUCUCGGAAAACGAAAUAUGUCGAGCCAUUCGAUAGGGAGUGGGGUCCACCGGAAAAGACUUCAACUCCCGAAAUACACAUUGCUCAUGGAAUCGAUGACAUCCCAUCCGUUGACUGGGAGCCUACAAAUGAAAGACAUAGAAAUGUUCCCGAAAGUACAGAUUCACUCACUCGGGAGACUAUGGCUAGUGCAAUUUCUAGUCUACCAAGGUCCCCGAACUCAGUCGAAGUGCAAAAGAGCCCUGUGGACCCUCAGCUCCAGUUUGAGAGCGACAUCCCCGAUUCUUUAAGCUGGCGAAGAAAUUCACAAACACAAAAUUUUGGUGAGACCGUAACGAUUGCAGAAUCCUUCGCAAGAGCGCAUCAUAAAAUGUAUUUCUAG